Manis javanica (Malayan pangolin) is the source of this 4959-nucleotide messenger RNA. It is a transcript of the gene DHX34, whose product is annotated as DExH-box helicase 34. The record is from RefSeq and is a predicted model, not a curated record. Lineage: Eukaryota; Metazoa; Chordata; Mammalia; Pholidota; Manidae. Gene Ontology annotation, cellular component: intracellular anatomical structure. Gene Ontology annotation, molecular function: RNA binding; helicase activity; ATP binding.
UGUGUUGAAGGAGGCUGAGGGGCCGGGGGGAAGCGGAGAUAGCGCCUCAUAUUAUCUCGGGGAAGGAGAGGCCCGAGACAAAGAAACGGAAUCACGAAAAGAAGUUUCGAGAACCUGAGAGACGGGAAGACCGGAGAGAGGACGGAAGCUGAAAACUAGAGCGAUCGAGUGCAAGAAGAUACGGGUUCCGAGAGAGGCCCAGGGAGACCGGGAGAGAAAUGUGAUCGCACCAUGAACUUGGGAGAUAGGAAAGCAAGAUCAGAGUGGAAAUUAGGAAACGGGAAUAGAAGAGGACAAUUUAAAUGGGAGACCGACAGGCUUGUUCAUCUUAACAAAAGUUUACUAACGAAAAUGGGUUUAUUCAGGAAUAGAAAAUUGUGAUUUGGGAUAAGCAAGCUGUGGCAAAAACCAUAGGCUAGUGCAACAAAACAGAGGGAUGGUAUUUCAUGGAGAAGAAAGAAGUUGGGGGGAUUUGUGCUUAAUGAAAGCCCAUUGGAGAAAAGCAGCAUUCAAGGUCUGAAAACCCAGGAUGAACUUGUGUCCAUCCACAGGUCACUGCAGGAGUCGUGAAGUGCCCUGUGUGUCAGCAGCUCGACCCAGGUCCUGGCCGCUUGCUCUGUCAUCGCCUGUGGUGGGCCUGUGCCAUCAGUGAGGAGGGGAAUUGGCUCUUGGGAGAGGCAGCAUUCCCUUAGUGCAGGCACUGGCUUCUCAAAACUGCAGGAGGCGGCGUGGACGAGAACAUCUGGUCUCAGGGAUCAGAACGGAGGCCAGUUUUGGGACAGUGCUGUGAUUAGCCACGGCAUGCCUCCUCCCAGAGUUAAGGAGGGCAGGGGUCACCGAGACCGACCCUGGACUUCCAGUGAGGAGGAGGCCGUGAAGAAAUGGGACUGGAAUUGUCCAGAGACACGUCGCCUCCUCGGGGAUGCUUUCUUCCGUGAUGAAGAUUACAUCCGGCAGGGUUCUGAGGAGUGCCAGAAGUUCUGGACCUUCUUUGAGCGCUUGCAGAGAUUCCAGAACCUCAAGACCACCAGGAAGGAGGAGAAGGACACCAGGCAUCCUGGGCACCGCGUCCCAGCCCUGGCCGACCUACCUCGCACUUAUGACCCACGUUACCGCAUCAACCUCUCGGUCCUUGGCCCCGACACUCGGGGCUCUCAGGGGCUGGACAGGCACUUGCCCCCCGAGAGAGUGUCCGAGUUCCGCCGAGCCCUGCUGCACUACCUGGACUUCGGCCAGAAGCAGGCGUUUGGGCGGCUGGCCAAGCUGCAGCGGGAGCGGGCAGCGCUUCCCAUCGCCCAGUAUGGGAGCCGCAUCCUGCAGAUGCUGAAGGAGCACCAGGUGGUGGUGGUGGCCGGUGACACGGGCUGCGGCAAGUCCACACAGGUGCCGCAGUACCUGCUGGCUGCCGGCUUCAGUCACGUGGCGUGCACCCAGCCGCGGCGAAUCGCCUGCAUCUCCCUGGCCAAGCGCGUUGGCUUUGAAAGCCUCAGUCAGUAUGGUUCUCAGGUUGGCUACCAGAUCCGCUUUGAGAGCACGCGUUCAGCGGCCACCAAGAUCGUAUUCCUGACGGUGGGGCUGCUGCUGAGGCAAAUCCAGCGGGAGCCCAGCCUGCCGCAGUACCAGGUCCUGAUCGUGGACGAGGUCCAUGAGCGGCACCUCCACAACGACUUCCUCCUGGGCGUCCUCCGGCGUCUGCUGCCCCGGCGGCCUGACCUCAAGGUCAUCCUCAUGUCGGCCACCAUCAACAUCUCGCUCUUCUCCAGCUACUUCGGCAGCGCCCCCGUGGUGCAGGUGCCGGGGAGGCUCUUCCCCAUCACGGUUGUGUAUCAGCCACAGGAGGCGGAGCCAACAACGUCCAAGUCGGAGAAGCUGGACCCACAGCCUUUCCUGAGGGUACUGGAGGCCAUUGACAAUAAGUACCCACCCGAGGAGCGGGGUGACCUUCUCGUCUUCCUCAGCGGCAUGGCAGAGAUCGGCGCCGUGCUCGAGGCCGCCCAGACCUACGCCAGCCACACCCAGCGCUGGGUGGUGCUGCCUCUGCACAGCGCCCUGUCUGUGGCCGACCAGGACAAGGUGUUUGAUGUGGCCCCCGCUGGAGUCCGGAAAUGCAUCCUCUCCACCAAUAUUGCCGAGACCUCAGUCACCAUUGAUGGGAUCCGCUUUGUAGUAGAUUCUGGGAAGGUGAAGGAGAUGAGCUAUGACCCCCAGGCCAAACUGCAGCGGCUGCAGGAGUUCUGGAUCAGUCAGGCCAGUGCUGAGCAGCGCAAGGGCCGGGCGGGCCGCACGGGGCCUGGCGUCUGCUUCCGCCUCUAUGCCGAAUCGGACUACGAUGCCUUCGCCCCCUAUGCUGUUCCGGAGAUUCGGCGGGUAGCCCUGGAUGCGUUGGUGCUGCAGAUGAAGAGUAUGAGUGUGGGGGAUCCCCGAACCUUCCCCUUCAUCGAGCCCCCCCCACCAGCCAGCCUGGAAACAGCCAUCCUCUACCUCCGGGACCAGGGAGCCUUGGACAGCUCAGAAGCCCUCACGCCCAUUGGGUCCCUGCUGGCCCAACUGCCCGUGGAUAUUGUGAUUGGGAAGAUGCUGAUCCUGGGCUCCAUGUUCCGUCUGGCGGAGCCCGUGCUCACCAUCGCGGCCGCCCUCAGCGUCCAGUCCCCCUUCACCCGCAGCGCCCAGAGCAACCUGGAGUGUGCGGCUGCCCGGCGGCCCCUGGAGAGUGACCAGGGUGACCCCUUCACACUUUUCAAUGUCUUCAACAACUGGGUGCAGGUGAAAUCUGAACGGAGCAGAAACUCUCGCAAGUGGUGCCGCCGCCGGGGCAUAGAGGAGCAUCGGCUGUACGAGAUGGCCAACCUGCGGCGCCAGUUCAAGGAGCUGUUGGAGGACCAUGGGCUGCUGGCUGGCGCCCAGGCCCCGAAGCCAGGAGACAGCUACAGUCGGCUGCGGGAGCGCCGGGAGCGCCGGGCGCUGUACCAGCUGAAGCGCCAGCACGAGGAGUGCGGGGCGCGCCGGCGCAAGGUGCUGCGGCUGGAGGAGGGCCAGGCCAGCGGCUCCAGCGAUGAGGAGUGGGGCAGCGCGGCCUCCCGAAGGGCCGGCGACCAGGUGGACAUCCAGGAUGUGAAGUUUAAGCUGCGGCACAACCUGGAGCAGCUGCAGGCAGCUGCCAGCUCGGCCCAGGCCCUGAGCCGAGACCAGAUGGCCCUGCUCAAGCUGGUGCUGGGCCGGGGCCUCUACCCCCAGCUUGCCGUCCCAGACCCGUUCAACAGCAGCCGCAAGGACUCGGACCAGAUUUUCCACACCAAGACUAAGCAGGGUGCUGUGCUGCACCCCACCUGUGUCUUCGCCAGCAGCCCUGAGGUGCUGCACCCACAGGAGCAGGAGGCCAGGGGCAGCGAGGGGAGCCGAGAUGACAAGGACAAGAUGAGCAGCCAGCACCAGCUCCUCACCUUCGUGUCCCUGCUGGAGACCAACAAACCAUACCUGGUGAACUGCGUCCGCGUCCCCGCCCUCCAAUCCCUCCUGCUGUUCAGCCGGUCCCUGGACACCAAUGGUGACUGUUCCCGCCUGGUGGCUGACGGCUGGCUGGAGCUCCAGCUUGCCGACAGCGAGAGUGCUGUCCGGCUCCUGGCGGCUUCUCUGCGGCUCCGGGCCCACUGGGAAAGUACCCUGGACCAGCAGCUGGCCCAUCAGGCCCGACGGCAGCUGGGGGAGGAAGAGGAGGAGGCGGCUCCAGUCAGCCUCAGGGAGGUGGCAGCUCUGAGCAAGGAACUGCUGCAGUUCACGGCAUCCAAGGUGCCCUACAGCCUCCGGCAGCUCACAGGGCUGGAAGUCCAGAAUCUCUAUGUGGGACCUCAGACUGUCACGGCUGCCCCCAGCCUCCCUGGCCUCUUUGGCAGCUCUGCCCUGUCUCCCCACCCCACCAAAGGGGGCUACGCAGUCACCGACUUCCUCACCUACAACUGCCUCACUAGCGACACAGACCUGUACAGUGACUGUCUCCGCACCUUCUGGACCUGUCCGCACUGCGGCCUGCACAUGCCCCUGACGCCGCUGGAGCGUAUGGCCCACGAGAACACCUGCCCUGAGGCCCCGGAGAAUGGUUCCCCAGGGGCUGAGGACACCGCCCCUGAGCCCCUCCAGAAGGUGUCUGCCCUGCAGAGGCCCUACCAUUGUAAGACCUGCCAGAAGGACUUCAUGUUCACACCUACAGAGGUGCUGCGGCACCGGAGGCAGCAUGUGUGAACCCAGCCGGGCUGCUCCUAGGCCAGGACCAGGACUCCCGCCUGAACCCCCAGGCUGGACUCAGAGCUGUGGUCUGGCCCCGCCCAGUGGGGAGAGGUGUGAAGAUGUGAGUAAAAUCUCAUGUACUGGCCUGGACCGCCAGGCCUACACCUGCCCCACCUGGAAGUCACUGCUGCCCCUGUGGGCCUUCCCCAGGAUCUAGCUCCCUUCCCUCCUGCUGCAGCGAGCCAUCAAGUGUCCUGGGGCAGAUGGGGAGGUAAGGCUAAGCAGGACUUCAGAUUCCAGGUACAGAAUGUCUUGGAAGACACAAACUACCAGAGCUUGCUCAAAAAGAAAUCAGUAAAUUGAGCAACUCUGUAUUCUGUUAAGGAAGUUUACUUGUAGUUACAAACAGAACAGGCGUGGAUGGGCUCACAGGUGACCUCUACCAGAUAGGGAGGAAGGACAUAAGCACCCACUCACGACGUGGAAGGGGACAUGUCUGGACUAUGAGGCCAGCAUUGCCCUCCUGCCAAAACCAGGCUAAGACAGUACAAGGAAAGAAAACUACAGGCCGGUGUCCCUUAUGAACAGAUACACAAAUCCAGCAACUCAUCUUCAGAGAUUAUAUAAAAAUAAGAGUGCAUUACAACUGAGUGGGGUUUAUUAUGCAAAGUUGGCUUAACAUUUGAAAAUCAGAGCAACUCACCACAUUAAAAACAAAAUAAAUUUGAUAAAUUUCAA